Spirometra erinaceieuropaei is the source of this 402-nucleotide messenger RNA. Lineage: Eukaryota; Metazoa; Platyhelminthes; Cestoda; Diphyllobothriidea; Diphyllobothriidae. The record is from the annotation of a GenBank genome assembly.
AUGACUCAAUCACAGCCACCUCCGCUGUCCUCGACGAAUACUGAAGUUGAGGCGGCCGGACCGGAUCCCGAACACGCAUGCACUGGAGCGGACGAGAAUCCACAGCACCUACACCAUGCUGAGACAGCUGAAACUGAGCUGGAGCGGCCGUCUCGUGUGGAUGAGCGACGAGCGGCUACCCAAACGGCUCUUCCACGGAGAUAUCGCAGGGCGUUCCUGUCGACAAGGAGGCCAAAUCCGUCGCUACAAAGGCACUCUGAAGACUCCCCUGAGUCGUCUGCAUAUCAACUCGACCAACUGGGAGACCUCUCACAAGACCGACCGACCUGGAAGGAAACAUUGAAGACUGGUGCAGCGAUUUACGAAGUCAGCCGAAUCACCGCCGCCAAAGUCAAACUCUAG